Messenger RNA from Pomacea canaliculata, 4197 nucleotides. RefSeq lists its product as uncharacterized. Lineage: Eukaryota; Metazoa; Mollusca; Gastropoda; Architaenioglossa; Ampullariidae. Gene Ontology annotation, biological process: meiotic cell cycle; cellular response to retinoic acid. The record is from RefSeq and is a predicted model, not a curated record. The transcript is spliced from 13 exons. Gene Ontology annotation, molecular function: protein dimerization activity. Bases 454 to 2481 code for a protein of 675 amino acids.
GUUUUAGUCCAUUUUGAACACUCCGCGAUCUAAAAAAUCUCAUCUGUAGACGAUGUCUGGUUUCUUUGUGUAAUUACAUUAAGUUAUACGGGAAAGUUGAGUGAGAUGGGAGGAAUUUCUCGUCUAGCUGAUGAAUUUAAUUUAAUGGUGAACUAGUUUCAGGAUAAGGACUUUUCCUGCUAAAAUAUUUGCGAAAGCUCAGAGUUCAAAAUAUUAUGCGGUCCCAAUAAAAAAAAAAUUUAAAUAUAGAUAAAUCCCAUAGCUAGAUUAAGUUUAAAAACAGAAGCCUAAUUAUUUGCGUUUUGAACGUAUUAUUUGCUGUAACGUUAAUGAAUAAGAAAUAUCUUCGCUGUAAUCUAAAGAACUGAAUGAAAACAUUACCUUCUUCAAUGAAGAGCUCGUUUAAAUUUGCCGCCAUUUCAAACUGUCGUCUGCUUUGUGAUCCUGUUGCGCAUGCUUAUACAAGCGAAGGGAAGGAAAAAGAUAUUAUCAUACGCAAACUGUGCUAGUCAAAGCAUGAACAAAGGCCGACGUGGACAAGCUCCUAUACGCACUCGUCGUCGUCAGAGCGAUGCAAAAUGGCGUGCAAGUGUUGCCAGUUGUUAUGAAACUUUAAAAUUUGUCAUCCCCAACAAAGAUGCUCUGCCAAAGCGAAAAACGUCUAAGGCCCUGGUACUUCAAGAAACAGAAAAGCACAUCAUAGAACUGGAGAAAGCAAUAUCUCAUAUUCUCAGCAUUGAAGCUCAGGAAAAGGGCGUUGGCGUUCUUUGGCGUAAGGGUCAGCACUGGGCGCCUGCAACUCUCGAUGAUGUCCGCCAGGAUUUCUCUGAAAAGCAGAGACAGAUCUUUAACCAGGCGGUCCAAGGACGGCGUUGCUACAACCUGCUGCAUGAUAUUCAGGAUGAAAUCCUCGGUGUGAGCGCCCGCUCUUCCAGUCUUGCUUACAUUCGUCUCCAGGACAACGAAGACAGGAAGCACACAAAGGACGCUUCUACUUGCACUGGGAAGCGACGGCACAAGGUGUCCAGAAGCCGGUGCCGCCACGAAGCCGAACGCGCGUGCCAAAGGCUUCUCUCGACCCACAAGACGGGCGACAUCGUCAAAGCUAUCAUCCCCACGGACGACAGCAGCAGCAGUCUUCGUCAGCUUCCUCUGUGCUCCAGCUUCAGGGAAAAGUGCACGUGUACCAGGGCAGCGCUGAGUAAUAGACAGGGCGAGGAAGUUAAUCUAGUGAAGGUCGGAAACAUAUUCAUCUCGGCUGGUAAAUCGGACAAACAGUUAGCCCCAGACGAGGCCAAUUUUAAGGAGCAGCAGCAUCACCCCCACCAACAACAGCAGCAUGAACUGACAGUACAAGAGGUACCUGUCUUACUGACGCCGAACAAGCCCUACGGUAUUGCACGAAACGAUGUCAUGAUGUCAGCCGAACACUGCGAGGUUGCUGAUGUCUUUAACUCAACGCUACAUGGCUACUCCACACCCUUGGCAGGCCGAGAGCUUAGCGUUGAAGAACUGGGUGGUUCUCUGUUGCACUCACCCGAACUGUCUAACGUCUGUAAGAAGCUUGACUUUAGCAUGCCACUUUUGGAAAUGCCGGAAACUGGAGGCAACGCAAGUCUUCUUUUCCCUCACCGAUCCACGUUCAUGUCAGCGACCACAACCUUCAUGGAUAUGACGCCAGGCCACGGUAAUGCUGACGUGGCGAGCUAUGGAUGUCUGACGUCUCCUGGAACCGUAAGCGACGGUACCGGAGGCUUCACACCGGUCAAACUGCCUCUGGACGCGUGCGUGCCGGUCAGCCCCCUUCUGUCACCUAACCCUGCUUGGAGCCUCGGGGCCACCAUGGACGCUAGAGUGCCACAGGCGACAACGAAUGACUUCGAUGAGGCUGAUAUCGAGGGGGGCCGGAGUCUCUUGUGUAUGGAGAAUUUUGACCUCGAUGACAUAAACGACAAGAACACUCACAAACAAAGAACGCCAGUAAAACAGUCAGGUGCUCACAAAAGGAAACCACAUCAUGAAUGCCGGUGUAAAAGAAAGAGCACUGCCUAUGAUCCAAAUACCAGGGAGAGUGAAAUUCGUGGCAGACCUCGUCCAAAGUGCCGUAAACGUCUAGAGGAUUUAUAUGCGAGAAGUUCAUGGAAAAAGGAAUCAAAAGAUGCAGUAGUGGAUCCCAUGGAAGCACGAUUUUCAGUCGACUCUUUGUCUCGAUUUUGCGACUUUGAUGGGUACCUGCUCUAUUACCGGCAAGUAGCCCCUGACCUCAAGAAGCGUCUGGGCAGUACACACGACGCUCACGCCGUGGCUGCUAUAGUGUCCGACAUGUGGACCAAGCUGCCUAGCGACGACCGUCACACCAUGGUGACGUUGGCGGCUUUGGAGAACCAGGAUUCCAACUCUUCUGGCAGCGCUAGCCUGUCACAGGAUUUGGAAGAACUUGACAUUAAGCCCCUUAACGAAGGUUUAUACCAGGGGAUUUAAAAAUUUACUAUUGCCAACAGCAAAAAAAAAAAAAGAAAAAAAAACCAAAAAAGCUGUGACUCAGUUGUUUUCCAGUUUUCCACGAUUGAGAGAUAUGAGUAGUAACUUAUCUGACCUAUCCUCACAACUUGGGCCAGCGGUUGUCGGAACAGCGAAGACGAGCCCAAGACGUAGAAAUUGUCAGAUGCUGCACCUACCAAGGUUUAAGAGUGCUUCGGCAUGUUUCAGAGUCAAUUGCUCGUCGUCCCAUUCAUUGCAUAUGGGAAGAACAUUACAUUUGCUUACAUGGAUACACCUUUGUUCGUCAAACCAACAUACCUGUUAAGGAAAUCUGACCUGUCACAGGUGACGGAUUUCAUGUUUUUCUCAGGGUCUACUGUUAGUUCGGUCGACAGCCAAAGUAGGAUCAGAAAACGACCACAGAAUGGUUAUAUUUGUUAUACAAGGCGGAUAAUGCUUGUCUUUGCUACAGGAGGAAAUGAAAAGUCGAGUGCAAAAGAAGGCAUAUGAUAUUCGAGCAGUUAUUUGCAUUUUAAUUCCUUGCAGUAAUAGAGUACGCCAUGACCUUGUAAAUGCCGGUCAGGUAAAAGGUUUAAAAUUACUGUUAGUGAACAAAGUAUACUAUGUUUAUGCAUUAAUCAUGAAUUGAAUUAGGAACGAUGAAAACAGCAAGGAUCUUUGCGUGGUGUCUGGGGGAUUUAUCGGGGUUCUUGAUAGUGUAUAUCUUUCUGGCUAUUAUAUAGACAUAUAUCUCUCAUAGUUUUCAUAAAACUACGCUUGUUUAGUCUGUUAUAAAUUUAACUUCUCGAUUGUUUGAGAGCUUUUAGAAAAUGGUGUGGAUAAAGAUAGUGUUUGAAGAUGACAGUGAUGUUAAAGAAGUUGUUCUUGUUAGAAAGUGCUCACCAUUUAUAAACAAAAGGAAAGUCGAAAUUUAAUAAAUAAUAACAAAAAUCUAAGAUUUAAAAAUAAUAUAGGAAAGUUAAAAUUUAUAAACAAAGGUGAAACAUAGAAUUGUAUCAAGAUCUUGACCGUUUUUGAUGACUUGAUACUUUAUAAUAAAGACAACACAUUGACAUUUUACUGUUGAAGACCAUGGAUAGCACUGAAAUCGUUUGUACCAAAAGUAAUUUAUAAUGGUCCUUCAAUCUCCUUUAAUGUAGCAUUUGUGGCUUAUGUCGUGGAUCUAUUGAUGUUUUAUCAACAAAGAAAUCCCAUUCUCAUCUGAACUUUUACAUUUACCAUAUAACUUCUAUUUUGUUUUUCGCUGUAGAAGCCACAAGCUAUGUGAACGCUGGUAACCACUAAUAGUGAUAUAUUGCACGUAUAAACUGGCUGUUGCGUUUGAAGACAGUUGUAUUUUUCCAGCAGUUGUUGGUUGUUGACCUUUUUUCUAAAAAAACGAAAGUUGACUGGACUGAGGUCUGGGUGCUUUUUACGGUUAGCUUCACCCGAGUCUUGUUCUUUUUUUCCUAGUUAUGCUCUCGCAUACAGAGCCUUGUUCACAGCUUAAUUAUGCUCUCGCAUACAGAGCCUUGUUUACAGACCAGUUAUGCUCUCGCCUACACAAUCUAGUGUUAAUUUAUUGCACUUAGUCACGAUGUCUAGCAUUGUGACUGUUUGUUGUACUUUGUAGUGCAGGCAAGAACACUCAUUUUACCUUCUCUGUUGUUAUAAUACCUGUUUUGGUGUUCUCAAUAAAUUAUUCCUUAUCACUCA